AAGCUUUUGGUUUCUCAAAUACCUGCCCUAUCUUCCCAUCUGCUCCCCUCACCCCACCCCUUGGCAAAAUCCCAGGGCUUUUUUUGGGGUCAGUAGGAUUCUGGCCACCUCUCCAGUCCGCCCCCAAAAGCCAGACUCCACAUUCGCAGGCAGUAGGUUGGGAUUUGGAAAGGUGCCUCCCCGCAGGAACCCCACCCCUUCCCACCUCCUCGCCCCACUCUUUCUCCGCGGCCGUCAGUCUCUCCAUUUCCCCCUCCUGGUCUCGUCCUCCCUCCCGACUCCCUAGCUCUCCCUCCCCUCGCUUUCAUCCUCCUAUCCCCACCUCUCCAACCUCCUCUUUCAUCCCCCUCCCCUCUCCUCUCCUCCCCGCUCCCGCCUGCCCCACCCCUGGGAAGCCCCUCCCGUCGGGCAGCGCCGCCUUAUAAGCGGGUUCCCUUCCCGGGGGCGGCAGCGGCUGGUCGGCGGCAGCUCUGCUGGUGCGGGGGCGGCGAGCCCGGGAUCGAGCUACCGCGGCCGAGCGCGCCGGCCACUGCCUGCACCGCCCUUCCGCCCGCCCUCCGGACGGCCGCAGCCCUGCGGGUCUCCGCUCCAGACCCACCCCCGCCCCACCCCGCGCGCCUCUGCCGCCUCUUCCAGAGACCCAGCUUGCCGAGCGGCCGCCGCUGCCGCUGUCGCCGCCGCCGCCGCCACCGCGCCAGGUUCCGGCCGCGGCCACCCUCCGCCGUCCAGGGCCCCUCCGUCUUGGCCCCGGGACCCCGGCUCCCCGCCAGCCCCGGCCCCGGCCCCGGCACCAUGUCGGAGAAAAGCGUGGAGGCAGCGGCCGAGUUGAGCGCCAAGGACCUGAAGGAGAAGAAGGAGAAGGUGGAGGAGAAGGCAAGCCGGAAAGAGCGAAAGAAAGAAGUGGUGGAGGAGGAGGAGAACGGGGCUGAGGAGGAAGAAGAAGAAACUGCCGAGGAUGGAGAGGAGGAAGAUGAAGGGGAAGAAGAAGAUGAGGAAGAAGAAGAAGAGGAUGACGAAGGGCCCGCGCUGAAGAGAGCUGCCGAAGAGGAGGAUGAAGCGGAUCCCAAACGGCAGAAGACAGAAAAUGGGGCAUCGGCGUGAGCCCCUGCCAACAGGCUGGGGUUGGGAGGCCUCUCUGGGCCUGGAGGUGGGGGUGGGGGCAGACAAGUCCAGCCACUCUUCACCUGGCUCCCUGCUCUGGGCCCUGCACCAGAGCUGCCACCCUCUUCUUUCUCCCCAGCCUUCUCAUUUCCGCCUCUCCAGACACUGCGCCCUCCACCCUCACUCUGCCAUUGUUCCACCUCCUGACCUGCUCCAUCUGAGCUCUCCAGCUGGCCCCCAAUUGCUCCUCUCUCUCUUUGCUCUCUUUCUCCCUCCCCUACCAGCCUCAUUCUUCCUCCGGUAGCCUCUCCCACCUAACCUCUGCAUCCCCCAGCCUCAUGUUCUGCCCCAUCCCUAUCCUGCCUGAUCCCUGGAUCUCCCUCAGAUCCCCUCUUCUCAGACAGCGCCAGGCCGGGGUGGGGCCGGGGUUGGGGCCGAGCCCCACAGCUGCCCCCCUCCCCUCCCUUUUUGUAUAAUUUAAUAAAGAAAUGGUCGCGCUUCUGUUUUUAA
Molecule: messenger RNA, 1611 nt
Organism: Pan troglodytes (chimpanzee)
Lineage: Eukaryota; Metazoa; Chordata; Mammalia; Primates; Hominidae
Gene: PTMS
Product: parathymosin
Exons: 5
Coding region: 793-1101 (102 amino acids)
Biological process (GO): negative regulation of apoptotic process; positive regulation of transcription by RNA polymerase II
Cellular component (GO): nucleus
Molecular function (GO): histone binding
Source: RefSeq, a predicted model, not a curated record